AAAAUAUUAAAAAGAAAAGCAGUGUACGUCAUUACAGUAAAGGGAAGAAAAGGAGAUCAAUAAAGAGUAAAAUCUCUACCAAAUUAAGAAGAAGAAAAGCAACAAUGGCAUUUGAAAGAUCAUGCUUCUUCUUGUUUUUCUUCAUCCUUGCUGUUGGCUUGGCCUCCUCUUCCCCAACCUACAUCUCAUAUGACGUGCUUAAUGUUCACAUGCUAGGGGGUCGUGGUCUUCUUGAAAAUUUUUUAGUGAAGAAUGAUUGUCCCAUUGAUUUCGAGAGAGAAGACUUCUCCCCCCUUACAGGCCAAUGCAAAGGACCUAAUUACAACCCACUGACAUGUUGCAAUGCGUUCAAGCAAGUUGCUUGCAGGUAUGCAAAAGAGUUAAAUGAACUAGAGAAUGGGUGCGCCACGGGCAUGUUUUCCAUCAUCAAUAAACUUUACCCACUUGAACUCUUUGAUAAGAUGUGCAAAGAAGAUAAAGAGGGUUUGGCCUGUCGCCCCACUACUGGUCCAGCUAGAAACAAACAAACGGGCAAUGCUGCUGCAAAAUCAAGAGGCAGAAAUUAAAUUAGGCAAGAAAAAAAUUUGCUUGGAUUGAUUAAAAAUCAAAAAGUCUUAUACUUACAUUGUGAUAUUGGUUUGUAAUAACCUCUCAUUCAUUUUAAUUCAACAUGGCGUGUUCGGUUGAAAAUUUAGUAUCGCAUUUUGUGAUGCGAAUUUUGUACUAAUGAUGAUGAGUAUUUUCAGAUGUUCUGUGAGACUAGUAUGAAUAAGAUAAUACAUUUUCUUUCAAUUAA
Molecule: messenger RNA, 796 nt
Organism: Lycium ferocissimum
Lineage: Eukaryota; Viridiplantae; Streptophyta; Magnoliopsida; Solanales; Solanaceae
Product: GPI-anchored protein LLG1-like
Exons: 3
Coding region: 105-566 (153 amino acids)
Source: RefSeq, a predicted model, not a curated record